AUGGAUGGAAGUGGUCUUACUCAACAACCCAAAAAACCGGAGCUAAAUGAAGAACUAGACGUUGUUGACAGGAACAUCAAAUGCUUACAUAAUUUACCGGAGGAGAUUCUUCGAUACAUCCUAUCCCUACUUCCAACAAAAGAUGCUAUUAGAACUAGCGUACUUUGCAAGAGGUGGGAAUACCUCUGGACCUCCAUUCCCAAUCUUCAUUUUGAUGGGUUGGAGCUGGCUAAGAGAAAGCAUUUCAUGAAUUUUGUGGAAAGAGUGCUUCUUCUUCGCGACUCUUCUGAUAUAAAAACAUUCACUCUCUAUUGUGAUGUGUUACAUGAUGCAUCUCAUGCAAGUGCGUGGAUCUCUGCUGCAGUAAGGCGUAAUGUUCAACAGCUGGAUAUUAGGCUUUGCAAUUUCAGAGAACCAUUUUCAUUGCCUCAUAGCUUGUUUACUUGUAUGACACUGACAGAGUUAGAACUUGAAAUGCCUUGUAUCCUCAAACUUCCUCCUACAAUUUGCUUCACAAAUCUCAAGACCUUAAAGUUUAGAUAUGUUACAUUUUCCAGUGAGUACUUAACCCAGAAGCUUUUUUCUGGACUGCCAGUCCUUGAGGAUUUGGACUUAAGGGAUUGCAACUGGGUGAAUAUUAAGGUUGUGAGUAUUUCUGCUCCAAAACUUCUUGAUAUUAGCAUAACCGAAGAUACAGAAAAUCAGAAUGAUGAAAAGGGUUGUCAGGUCUUGAUUUCUGGAGUUAGUCUCAAUGUAUUUUAUUAUUAUGGUGAAUUCUACAAUGAAUACCGUGUAUACAACUCAUCCUCACUUGUAGAUGCAUCAAUUUUUGUUGCUUGGUCUCCUCAUAGACAAAGGCAAGUUGCCCACCGCAUGUAUGUUCUUCUUACAGGGUUCUAUAGCGUAAAAAAACUAUUACUUACAGACCAGGCUCUUGAGGCUUUAACAUAUGCAGAAGUUGUAGAACUCCUACCUCAUAUGCCUAUCUUCAAAAACUUGGAGCAUUUGGCAUUCGAUGAAUCGCUGGUUAAUCUUGACAGUGUAGCACUGUUGAAGAUAUUGCAAAAAUCUCCGCAUCUUAAGAAAAUGGAAUUUUAUGGGGUGAUCAAUCUAUCCUCAGAUGAUGAAAGGAAUGAUAGAAUACUGGAUCCAGUGCCUCCAUGUUUCUUGUCACAGCUCAAUUGCAUUGAAGUUUAUAAAUAUACGGGAAACGAGGAGGAGCUAUCUGCUGUAAAGAUUUUACUCAAGAAUGCAGUGGUAUUGGACAAAUUGGUCAUAACUUGUUCACAUCAUUUUGCAAACGACUUAGAGAAUCUGAAGAAGGUUCACGAACAGUUAUUGAAGCUACCCAGAGGGUCAAAACAUUGUGAAUUGGUUUUUGAUUAGAACCUUUCUUGAGCUUUUACCUCCAGAAAAGCCAUUAAUUCCUAUUUUGUUAGACUUCAAAAACUAAAUUCCCUUUUUUCCUGUCUUGACCUUCUACGUACCUAUAUAACUUGAUAUUAUGUAAUGAUCUUUUUUGUUAAUGGAUAAUAUAGUUUUGAAUUGUCCAAGCUAUAAGCUUA
Molecule: messenger RNA, 1565 nt
Organism: Quercus lobata
Lineage: Eukaryota; Viridiplantae; Streptophyta; Magnoliopsida; Fagales; Fagaceae
Product: F-box/FBD/LRR-repeat protein At5g56420-like
Exons: 3
Coding region: 1-1386 (461 amino acids)
Molecular function (GO): protein binding
Source: RefSeq, a predicted model, not a curated record